Colletotrichum karsti is the source of this 1326-nucleotide messenger RNA. RefSeq names its product NADH: flavin oxidoreductase/NADH oxidase. NCBI's taxonomy places the organism in Eukaryota, Fungi, Ascomycota, Sordariomycetes, Glomerellales, Glomerellaceae. The coding region runs from base 1 to 1326 and encodes 441 amino acids. The transcript is spliced from 2 exons. The record is from RefSeq and is a predicted model, not a curated record. Gene Ontology annotation, molecular function: NADPH dehydrogenase activity; NADP binding; FMN binding. Gene Ontology annotation, cellular component: intracellular anatomical structure.
AUGACCAAAACCGCCAACAAGCCGGCCCCCAACGUGCCGUUCUACACCCCGGCCCAGGAACCCCCCGCCGGCACCCCCCUCGACGCCGCGACGGCGCCGACCCUCUUCCAGCCCCUCCGCAUCCGCGACCUGCGCAUCAACAACCGCGUCUGGGUCUCCCCCAUGUGCCAGUACUCGGCCCAGGAUGGCCACAUGACGGACUACCACCUCGUCCACCUGGGCCAGUUCGCCCUCCACGGCGCCGCGCUGACCAUCGUCGAGGCCACCGCCGUCGAGGCCCGCGGGCGAAUUUCGCCUGAGGACGUCGGGCUAUGGCAGGACUCGCAGAUUGCGCCGCUGAGGCGUGCCGUGGACUUUAUUCACUCCCAGGGCCAGCUCGCGGGUAUUCAGCUCGCGCACGCCGGGCGCAAGGCGAGCACGCUCGCGCCGUGGAUCACCGAGACGAAGGGCAAGGCGCUGGCGCUGGAGAGCGAGGGCGGGUGGCCUGACGAUGUCGUCGGGCCGAGCGCGAUUCCGUACUCGGAGGGCUGGGCUGUGCCGAAGGAGCUGAGCACAGAGGAGGUUCAGGGGCUGGUGGCCAAGUUCGCCGAGAGCGCGAAGAGGGCCGUCGAGGCGGGCGUCGAUGUCAUUGAGAUCCACGGCGCGCACGGGUAUCUCCUGACCGAGUUCCUCUCGCCCCUGACCAACAAACGCACCGACCAAUAUGGCGGCAGCUUCGAGAACCGCACGCGCUUCCUCUUCGAGACCGUCAAGGCGGUGCGCGACGUCAUCCCCGCCGGCAUGCCCCUCUUCCUCCGCAUCUCGGCGACGGAGUGGAUGGAGUACGCCGGCGAGCCCUCCUGGACCGUCGACGACUCCAUCCGCCUCGCCAAGCUCCUCCCGGAGGCCGGCGUCGACCUGCUGGACGUCUCGUCCGCCGGCAACCACGAGAAGCAGAAGAUCGAGAUCUCGCCGUACUACCAGGUCAGCAUCGCGGGCAAGAUCCGCGCGGCGCUCGAGGCCGAGGGGAAGGAGCUGCUGAUCGGCGCCGUGGGCAUGAUCUCGAGCGGCGAGAUGGCGCGGAGCAUCGUGCAGGCGCAGAAGCGGCAGCAGGGCGGGGGCGAGGGCAAGGGCCGGGAGGCGAACGGGCACCUGGGGACCGACCAGGGCAACGGGGCCACGCUGGAGGUGGACGAGGAGCACGGGCAGGUGACGCAGGCGGACGCGGUGCUGGUGGCGAGGCAGUUCCUGCGGGAGCCGAACUUCGUGUACAAGCUCGCGGACGAGAUCGGUACGCCGAUCAGGUGGAGCAACCAGUACCACCGGGCGCCGAGGAGGAAGCAUUGA